Messenger RNA from Erinaceus europaeus (western European hedgehog), 2239 nucleotides. It is a transcript of the gene GNAI2, whose product is annotated as G protein subunit alpha i2. The record is from RefSeq and is a predicted model, not a curated record. Gene Ontology annotation, cellular component: heterotrimeric G-protein complex. Gene Ontology annotation, molecular function: G protein-coupled receptor binding; G-protein beta/gamma-subunit complex binding; GTP binding. NCBI's taxonomy places the organism in Eukaryota, Metazoa, Chordata, Mammalia, Eulipotyphla, Erinaceidae. Gene Ontology annotation, biological process: adenylate cyclase-modulating G protein-coupled receptor signaling pathway; gamma-aminobutyric acid signaling pathway. Bases 155 to 1222 code for a protein of 355 amino acids. The transcript is spliced from 9 exons.
GCUGCCUGGAAGGCGCCGCCCGGCAGACGCUCGUAACUGCCGACCCGAGAGCUGCCCUGCAGGCCGGCGGCGGGAGAGGAGCGGGUCGGGCGGGGCCGAGCCGGGCCGGGGGCCGUGUGGGGGCCGGGCGGCGGCCGGGCCGGGGGACGGCGGGAUGGGCUGCACCGUGAGCGCCGAGGACAAGGCGGCGGCCGAGCGCUCCAAGAUGAUCGACAAGAACCUGCGGGAAGACGGCGAGAAGGCGGCGCGGGAGGUGAAGUUGCUGCUGCUGGGUGCCGGGGAGUCCGGGAAGAGCACCAUUGUCAAGCAGAUGAAGAUCAUUCACGAGGACGGCUACUCCGAGGAGGAAUGCCGGCAGUACCGGGCGGUCGUCUACAGCAACACCAUCCAGUCCAUCAUGGCCAUCGUCAAAGCUAUGGGCAACCUUCAGAUUGACUUCACUGACCCCUCUCGGGCGGAUGACGCCAGGCAGCUGUUUGCGCUGUCCUGCACGGCUGAGGAGCAGGGCCUGCUCCCUGAGGACCUGUCGGGUGUCAUCCGGAGGCUCUGGGCUGACCAUGGCGUGCAGGCCUGCUUUGGCCGCUCUCGGGAGUACCAGCUCAACGACUCUGCUGCCUACUACCUGAAUGACCUGGAGCGCAUCGCACAGAGUGACUACAUCCCCACCCAGCAGGACGUGCUGCGGACCCGUGUGAAGACCACGGGCAUAGUGGAGACACACUUCACCUUCAAGGACCUGCACUUCAAGAUGUUCGAUGUGGGCGGGCAGCGGUCUGAGCGGAAGAAAUGGAUCCACUGCUUUGAGGGCGUCACCGCCAUCAUCUUCUGCGUAGCCCUGAGCGCCUAUGACCUGGUGCUGGCCGAGGACGAGGAGAUGAAUCGCAUGCAUGAGAGCAUGAAGCUGUUUGACAGUAUCUGCAACAACAAAUGGUUCACGGACACGUCCAUCAUCCUCUUCCUCAACAAGAAGGACCUGUUCGAGGAGAAGAUCACACACAGUCCCCUGACCAUCUGCUUCCCUGAGUACACAGGGGCCAACAAGUACGAUGAGGCAGCCAGUUACAUCCAGAGCAAGUUUGAGGACCUGAACAAGCGCAAGGACACCAAGGAGAUCUACACACACUUCACGUGCGCCACUGACACCAAGAACGUGCAGUUCGUGUUUGACGCUGUCACCGACGUCAUCAUCAAAAACAACCUGAAGGACUGCGGCCUCUUCUGAGGGGCAGUGGGGCCUGGCAGGACGGGCCACUUCCGACUCUGUUUCCCCAGCCCCUGAGGAAGAUGGGGCCAAGAGGACCACGCUCCCCACCUGUGCCCCAGCCGCUUUUUUCCUCUUUCCUCUCUGUUCUUGGCUCCCCUGUUCCCUCCUUCAGUUCCAGGGGCCUGGGGGAGGACUUCCCACAAGCAUCCCUGUUUAAAGCCCAGGUGCUGGGAGUGACCAUGGUACCCUCCCCUUCCUGGACAUCCGUUCCAGUGUAAUGGUUAUCUUGUUACAUGACAGAAGGGAGGGUGCACAUGCUUAGUCUCCCAAGGCCUUGUAUCUGGAGGGGUGCCCGCUUCUCCAGCCUGGGUGGGACCCCUGGCUUUGCCCAACACCAGCCCCCUGAUCCGCCCCAAGUCCAAAUGUUUACAGGGAGCCUCCUGCCCACCCCACCCUCCCAGCCACUCGGAGGCCCCAAAGGGAAAAAGCACAAGAAGCGCAAGAUGCCACCAUCCUAGAGACCACAGUCCACCUGCUCAUUGUUGUAGCUUCUGAAGAAGAAAAAGAAAAAGGAAAAAAAAAAAGAAAGUAAAGGGAAAAAAACACCUGCAAACCUAGGAAACUUUUUAGAGAAAAGCUAUUUAAAAGUGUCAGAUCCUAACCAGCGCCCACCCGACCCCUUUCCAGUGAUUCCGUGCCUUGAGUGUGUCUGCCUGUUUACACCCUCCCUCUGCUGGCUGCCCUCUGUGUGGGCAGCACCUCUGCCCUGCCCUCCACAGAAUUGAUUUCCAAGGGCUGUUCCAGACAACUGCCAAUGUCACUGAGGGCCCUGUCCCAGCGGCCCUGGCUCCAUUAACCCAAAUGUAGCUCCUUAGCGCUAACCUAGGAACCGCUGCCCGCUGAAGGGCCCAUUCCUUCAUACCCUUGCCCCAAGGCCCGGGUCCUUCAGUGUUGAACACUUCCUUGCUUUUUUUCACAUGUUUUACGGAAUUGUUCACCUGGUUUGAAAUAAUAAAAUGUAGAAAGAAAAAAAAA